Molecule: messenger RNA, 2501 nt
Organism: Micropterus dolomieu (smallmouth bass)
Lineage: Eukaryota; Metazoa; Chordata; Actinopteri; Centrarchiformes; Centrarchidae
Product: major histocompatibility complex class I-related gene protein-like
Exons: 4
Coding region: 119-1111 (330 amino acids)
Biological process (GO): immune response
Cellular component (GO): external side of plasma membrane
Source: RefSeq, a predicted model, not a curated record
CACCCACCUCUGGUCAGAACAGAAACACCCAUUUCCCUUUGAGAGGAAGAACAAUUGGACAAAAGACAAAACAGCAGAAUCAGUUCUGUCCUUUACCCACAGUCUUUAUCAAAGCAAGAUGAAAACAUUAUUUUUGUUGUUUCUUUUCUGUCAUGUUUCAUCUCCUGUGAAACACACCCUGAAGUUUUUCUUCACUGCAUCUUCUGGAGUCCCAAACUUCCCAGAGUUGGUAGCAACCAUAGUGGUUGACGAAAUCCUGGCGGGUUACUGCGAUACCAACACAAAGACAAUAAAACCUAAACAGGACUGGAUGGAAAAAGUGUUCGAGGAUGAUCCACAGCACCUGGAACACUACAAUCGACAUUGUUCUGAGAAUGACCCUGUAUUCUUCAAAACCCUGAUGGAUAGUUUGAAGCAGAGCUUCAACCAUAGUGGAGGUAUCCACAUUUUACAGAGGAUGAAUGGUUGUGAGUGGGAUGAUGAAACUGGAGAGGUUAACGUUUUUGUGCAGUAUGGUUAUGAUGGAGAUUUUUUCUUGGUUUUCGACGUGAAGACAGAGACAUGGAUCGCUUCGAAACCACAGGCUAUCACCACCAAACAGAUAUGGGAUAAAGACAAAGAUAGAAUAACAGACUUUAAGAAGUACCUCACUCAGAUUUUCCCCGGGUGGCUGAAGAAGUAUGUGGCCUAUGGCAACAGCACUCUGCUAAGAAAAGACCUUCCCUCAGUGUCUCUCCUCCAGAAGACUCCCUCCUCUCCAGUCAGCUGCCACGCUACAGGUUUCUACCCUGACAGAGCCACCAUGUUCUGGAGGAAAGAUGGAGAGGACCUUCAUGAGGACGUGGACCUCGGAGAGAUCCUCCCCAACAACGAUGGAUCCUUCCAGAUGAGUGUUGACCUGAAUCUUUCAUCAGUCACGCCUGAAGACUGGAGGAGGUAUGACUGUGUGUUUCAGCUCUCUGGUGUGAAAGACGACCUCAUCACCACACUGGACAAAGCGAAGAUCAGAACCAACUGGGGUAAGAGUGAGAUUAAUGGGGGACGAAUGGGACUGCAUAGGCCUAUCUGUUGGUUGUUGGGUAUGUUAUCAUUUGUCUUUCAAUUCGGCUGAGACAACAACUUGGUUGAGUAUUUUACUCCAAUUCAGCUGGGAAUUCAUUUUAAAUAAAACUAAUACAAACCAAUUAAAUAUUUUAAUAAAACACUGUCCUCUUCAGGAUCACUGGUCAGAUCAUCUGAGCCUAACAAAAUUAUCAGCAAAUUUACAUGUAUUAAUUGUUUUAUAUUGCCAAUGUGUGAACAGAUUGUAAUGUAACUUAAAAAAGGACACAUUUCCCGAGAUUCUCUGUAAAGGACUUGGGACGGUUUUUACAGGUAAAUCCAACUGAUGUGACAUUUACAUGCACUCCCGAGUACCUUCUUCUCUGCUCCCCUACAGCAUUAACAGUGUGUUUUAUUGUUACAAAAAAAAAAGCGAGGGAAACAGAAAUACAGCAGAGACGAGCUGCUUGGACCACAGGGAAAAUAUAAUAGGCCUAUAUUGUUGCUUAUUAGUUCUGAUGGAUGUACUUCUAUUCUAACCUGCUCCAUCUGUUCAGUUUUAUUUGUGUUAUUUUGUUCAACAGGGAAGACCAAUGACAUGACUUUUGCCAUCACUGCUGCAGUGGUUGUUUUUGUUCUUGCUCUGAUCCUCUUCAUUGCCUCUGGAUUCAUUGCUUACAAAAUGAAGAAAGGUGAGAGAAAAAGAGGAUUAGGGUUAGAGCUGUUUUUAGUACUUUUAUUUAACAACAAUAAGCACUGUGAGGCUCAUAGACUGUGUGUCAUGAUGGUAUGACUAUACCAUAAUGAUGUGGGAGAGAAGUGUUAAAAAAAAAAAAAAGAAAGGACUAAACAGAAGGAUAGAAAGGAUUUUGUUUUGAUUUCAGCCAAAUGUCCUCCAUCUUGUAAGUACAACUUUGUUGUGCUACUUCUAUUUCAACUGAGCUGACACAAACUUUAUGCUGUCGAUAAAAGAGAUUAACUUCUUCAAGACCGAUUCUUGCAUUUACUUUUUUAUAAAGGUUCAGUGCAGGAUGAGUUUGUUUCUGACCUUACAGAUCCUCACAACAGCUCUGAGCUCUCUAACCUUUCUAAGUAACUGAAUCCAGAGACCUGACUGACAAACACAUGUCACAUUAUAUAGGUUUACAGAACUAAAAGAUGACUUCCUGUAAACAAAACUGAAGUAACUGUAUAUGAAGAUAACCGAGAAAUAACCAACUAAAAAGAUCAUUUUGUGCUUGAUAUGUAAAUGUUAAACCUAAUAGUUUAACAUUACAAAUUGAUUUUCUAAACCGGUUUAAAAAUGUCUUGGUUUUCAAGAAUCUUUUUUUAUUAUAUAUAUAUUUUAUCAUCAUUCAACAUUAAUGUAGUGAUAUGUUUUCUAUCCAAGAUUGUAAACAUGAUAAGUGUUUUUGAACAGUAUUGUUUUUGAAUUACUAAAUAAAUGACAAGUUUCUUUA